This is a messenger RNA of Nothobranchius furzeri (turquoise killifish), 4208 nucleotides long. The record is from RefSeq and is a predicted model, not a curated record. NCBI's taxonomy places the organism in Eukaryota, Metazoa, Chordata, Actinopteri, Cyprinodontiformes, Nothobranchiidae.
AUGGCCGUCCAAGGAAUUGCACAACUGCUCUUCACAGCACUUAUACUGUCAACACUGCACACAUUUAUGCCAUGCUUUGGCGUAAAUGUCAAAAUUGGCGUUCCCGAAAACUACGAUGGCAUUUUCCCAUGGUAUCUUGCCAAGCUUCAAAACCUGCCAAGCAAUUUCACCGACCUGGUGCUGACAGGAGAUGACGAAGGAAUAUUUGGAGUUGACGCUCCGUUUCUGUUUGCCAUAAAACCCCUGGACAGAGAGAAACAGCCGUCCUACUCGCUACAGGUGUCCUUCAGAUCAUCGGAGGCUCCUCAGAACAUCAGAUCUCCUGUGCAUCGUCAGAGCUUCACAGUUGAAGUGUGUGUCAUAGACAAAAAUGACAACGUGCCCACUUUCAUAGAGGAGAGCAUGAGAGGGAGCGUUCAGCUCGGGCUUCUUAAAGGAAUCCCAUUCAUGCAAGUGGAGGCUCUGGACCGCGAUGACCGAAACACCCCUCACGCCGAGCUGCGCUUCAGCCUGAUGGAGCAGACCCCCAGGAUCCCAUCUAGUCAGAUGUUCUUCAUCGACUCCAUCAAUGGAGAGGUUUCCCUCACCGAAGAAGGCGCCUCAACUCUGGACCCAGAGAUGUGUGGCCGCUAUAAGCUGUCGGUGAUGGUGAAAGACAUGGCUGGCAGGUCAAAUGCUUUCUUCACUACUGGUAUUGUGACUGUUGAGGUUACAGGAAACAGCUGGGCAUCACCUGACCCAGUACGGCUUCAGGAGAACCUCCCAGGUCCUUAUCCCAUUCCCAUCUCACAGGUGAAGUGGAGUGGGAGUCAGGCAGUGUACAGUCUGGAUGGAGAGUUUCCAGAGAUGCUCUUCACCAUCAGCAGAGAAGGUGUCAUUUAUCUGAAUGCUCCUCUGGACAGAGAGACACAAGACCAGUUCCAGAUCAGUAUUGUGGUUGAGCGUCCAGAUGGUCGACAGAUCGCCAAGCCAGUGGAGCUGAGGGUGAUGGUGGGCGACGCUAACGACAACAGACCCACCUUUCCUCAGUCACAGUACCACACUGUGGUGAAAGAGCUGGCAGCUCGGGGAACAGAAAUCCUGACAGUCCAAGCAGCGGAUAAUGAUGAUCCCAAGACAGACAAUGUACGAAUCUUCUACCGCUUAGUUGGACAAAUUCCAGAGAGUCCUCGUGCCCUUUUCAGAGUGGACCGGGAUUCAGGAGUCAUCUCUGUUCAGGCGGACAGCAUGGAGGGUACAGCACCCCAGUACACCCUGACCAUCACCGCUGAAGACGCUAAAGGUCUAAACAGUUCCUGUACGGUGGUUGUGACGGUGCAGGAUGAAAACAACAACCCACCGGUUUUCUCCCAGCAUGAGUACGGACCAUUUCACAUUUCAGAGGAGGCUCCGGUGGGCACCACGGUGGCAGCUGUGGUGGCAAGGGAUGCAGAUGUUCGAGGUGGAGACAGCUGGCAGGUGGACUACCGUUUAGAGUCCGGAAAUGAAGAGGAAGUCUUUAUGUUGGUGACUGAUCGACAAACCAAUGAAGUCUCACUUGUGCUUGCCAAGGUGUUAGACUUUGAGCGUGAAAGCGAGUACAUCCUGGUGCUCAGUGCCCAGAAUCCUGUUGCUCUGGUCCGUGGCCGAUACGGCCCUUCGUCCACGGCAACCGUCUCCAUUUAUGUUGAUGAUGUGAACGAGGGUCCGAUCCUGUCUCAAAGUCAUUACGAGGUGACCGUCAGAGAAGGGGAGGAGCCAGGACGGGUCAUCGCCACCAUUCGGGGUUAUGACCCCGAUUCUCACCCGAUAAGAUAUUCUCUUCAAGGGGACACCAAAAAAUACUUUUCAAUAGGAAAGUAUUCUGGUGAGCUGAAGACAGUGCAGGCUCUGGAUAGAGAGGAGAAUAGCACGUACACCAUGGAGGUCAUUGCAGUGGAUGGACGAAACUCCUCCUUGUCUGCUUCCACCCUGGUGACUGUCCACAUCCUAGACGUAAACGACAACAGUCCGGUCCUGGUUGGAGACUACUCCUGGAAGUACCUGUGCACGCCUCUGUGGGAAGGCCAGGCUCUGGUGCUGGCUUCACGCGACAGCGAUGGACCUCAACACGGAGGGAGACUCAAUUUCUCGCUCCGCAGUGAUGUCACAGUUCGCCGUAACUGGAAACUCACCCCUAUUAACGAUACCCACACCAACUUGUCGUUAAACGUCCCAUACUUGGCCCCUGAGGUCUACAUGGUGCCUUUCACCAUCUCUGACAGCAGUUCUCCACCCAGGAGCACCUUCAUAAACUUGCCAGUGACGGUGUGCACCUGUAAUGUCAGAGGUAACUGCAAAAUAGCAGCCAAGCCGUUGGAAGGCAUGCCAACGAUUCAGUCUGCAGUGGGAACUCUGCUUGGCACUUUUGCAGUCAUAGGAAUCAUCCUCAUUAUUGUAUUUGUGAGACUGUCCUACCAGAACCCCAAAGAGCAGAAGAAGAGCAGCCAGGAGAGAGUUCCUCUGAAGAUUUCAAUCUGAUUCAUAAAAUUAUCGUUAAAAUCCUCUCCCUUUCCACUGUAUUAGCACCAAUGUAUUCAUGUUGCUAAUGCUUUGGUGCACUGUGAAUAUUUUAGUUCAAGAACUCUCCGGUUUUACACCUGGGGCAUUAUUUGUGUUUUCACUUUGCCCUUUUCAUAUUUUCAAAGAGUUUGUUUUUGAGUAUUUGAUAUUUUAUGGCUUCCCCACUGGGAUGAUGUUGAGAAAAAAAAUCAAUCUACAUAAAAACUUAUAUCUGACAAAACAUUUUAAUGAUUAUUUCUGAUUAUUGUUUGUUUUUCUUGCAGGCUGAACAUGAAAAUAGUCUCCUAAAGCUAUCUGGUGAAUUAUCUAGACGGUGAAAUGCUAGGAUUUGAAAGACCUGACAGCAUGACAUUACACUGUCACUGAGAAUUCAUGGACUCACCCAUCUUGACUCACAACAGGGAAGGCUGUUGUUUGUGUAACAUCCAGGAAACAGCAGAGAACGCCAGCUAAUAGAAGCUAACCAUUAGCAUUAGCAACUCCACUACAUGGCAAAACUCCUCCAGUCUUGUGCUAGGGUUGGGGUUAGGGUUAGCGUUGCAGAGUAAACACAGUUAGUGGUAGAGUCACAUUGCUGUUAGCCAAUCAGAGGUGAGAUGUCCAAAUAUCAGGAAGUAAGGCUCCAAGUCCUGCCAUGUGAAGCUCUCCUCCGAUCUUAUAGCUUCUUAGGUGUGUUCAUGCUGUGUCGUGGUUCUAAUUCCAUGCUGUCGUUCUUUUUAAAACACAGAAACAGUUUCAUUACUUUUUUCACCGCUACGUUUUGUCUGCGGCUGCAGACUUCCUCAGGCUGACGCUGAUGGUGGCGUCACUUCCUUCUCCGUUUAUCCGCGGGCAGCAGAGGACGUUGUCGCCCUCUGCUGCCCGCUCUCCCCUCUCCGACGAUGCAAUCCCAUGCGCGGUCCAACGUGUAAACUCCAUCGUCCCUGUUCAUUGUCCCACAUCCACGUCUCCUUAUCUCAAUUGCUUCUUUUAUCCAUCUUUUGUAUUUUUGUUGUUCCGAUCGUAAACACCGAACAACAAAAAUACAAAAGAUGGAUAAAAGAACGACAGCGUGGAAUGAUCUUAUAGCUCCUAAAACAGGCGCACCAGGGCUUUUUGUACCCAGAUUAUGACUAACAAGGCAUUCAUUCCCACUAGAGACCACUGCAAAUGUAUUGAUUAAACAAGUGAACCACACUUUUAAAGUGUGUUUUAUUGCUGUGAAAUUACCGUUUUCUGUUGAAGUUUGUACCUGAAAAUCAACGCUGAGAACAUCUAGUACAUGAAAAAUAAUGCUGCAUUCUGAAUGUGAUUCAAUCACACAGAACUGUUGUUGAAAAUGCAGAAAUCAGAACAAAUGUGCUUGUUAAGGCUGCAAUCUUCUGUAGUUUCACACAUCAAUAGAAUUGAAUUGUGAAAAAAGGACCAAAUAACACGAUUUAUCAUCUUCUCUCUUUAACAUCUAUACUGCAGAUGUGAGCUUCUCACCAGGAUUGUGAUUUAUUCCCUGCAGCUCCCAUUCGUCGUCAACGUUUUAAACUGAAACAGACUGAAGGAUGUUAUUGCAUUAGCAGCAUGCUGCCAUCUAUGCGAUUAAGGCUUUUCAAAUGCUGACCCAGACGCCCCAACGGGCGAGCAGUGCUAUAUUCAGACUGAAGUGUUGCUAUAAAUAGCUCAACGACUGAAAG